Messenger RNA from Ostrinia furnacalis (Asian corn borer), 738 nucleotides. RefSeq lists its product as uncharacterized. The coding region runs from base 87 to 635 and encodes 182 amino acids. Lineage: Eukaryota; Metazoa; Arthropoda; Insecta; Lepidoptera; Crambidae. The record is from RefSeq and is a predicted model, not a curated record. The transcript has 3 exons.
UGUAAACAUCGUGGACUAGUUUCGGUGUCUCAAAAUUCCUGUGUAGAAUAAUUUUACCGUGUUCCCGUAAACCAACUUCAACCAAGAUGAGUCACGCGUACUACGCAGAUGCUAUGAACAAGUCUAACCGGCGCAUCAUGCGCUGGUACCAGAACAACCUGAUGUCCGUCCUCCAGGAUGCAAAGGACCGCCAAGUGCGAGAGGUGGACGUAUCAAUAGCUAUCGCGCAGAAUCUUAUGAAGAUAUUGGACGAGAAAGUAGCCAAACCUAUAGAGGUGCCGCUACGCGAGCUAAUUCCUUCCGAGAAGGACGACCUAAUGAAGCCGAUUGAGCCAGAGGUUGAGGAUCUGCUGUACGGAAGCACGGAGAAGGGCGCCGGCGAGAGGUAUCUCAAGGCCAGAAAUAAGAAGUCGCCCGAGGAUAAAUACUUCUUCCGCAUCGUAACAAGCUGGGACUACGGCUGGCAACAGAAGCAGUCGCGGCAGCGCGCGCGCGACGUCAACCGCGGCCGCUGCGCCAUCUUGCGGGACACGUUCUACAGGAAGAACAACUUGGCGCCCGACCCGCGGCACUACUCGCAGCCGGCUGGCGGCGAAGUGUCCAUCUGCAGCGAAUACUCUUGCAACUUUAUGUAGAAGGAAUACAAGAACAAGACAAAAGGAACACUCGUACGGCUUCAAAAAUAAACAAGUCGGACUCACGGUACUACUCAGUCUGAGGAGAACCCAUCUUGGCUAC